Molecule: messenger RNA, 2637 nt
Organism: Hyalella azteca
Lineage: Eukaryota; Metazoa; Arthropoda; Malacostraca; Amphipoda; Hyalellidae
Product: ATP-binding cassette sub-family C member 4-like
Exons: 19
Coding region: 1-2637 (878 amino acids)
Biological process (GO): transmembrane transport
Cellular component (GO): membrane
Molecular function (GO): ATP hydrolysis activity; ABC-type transporter activity; ATP binding
Source: RefSeq, a predicted model, not a curated record
AUGGCUACCUCAGGCUACAUGGGACGUGUAUUUGCGCGACUGCGUCAAAUGACUGCGCAGCGCACGGACGACCGCGUGCGCAUCCAGAACGUGAUCGUCAACGCCAUCAAGGUCAUCAAAAUGUUUGCUUGGGAGCAUCGCUUUAUCGCACUCGUUUCUGAGGCUAGGAAAAAAGAAAUCGGCGUUAUCCGUAGAAGCAGUCUCCUGAAAGCUGUCAACGACGCCAUGUUCUUCACCUCUGCUAAGCUGGCGAUCUGUUUGACAGUCAUAACCUACGUGCUCACAGGGAGCUUAGUCACCGCUGAAAAAGUUUUCGUGACAGGCUCUCUGAUCAGUAGCGUCGGGAUACUGAUGACUUAUUGCCUUCCGGCUGCGAUAUCCUCCGGGGCGGAAGCGCUGGUGUCGUGCGAAAGACUGCAGGGGAAGUGUGCAUUUUUUGGCCCUUUCAACGAACUUCAGAAGAGCAACAUCGGGCUAGAGAUGAUGACGAUUGACGCUAUGAAGCUGAGUCCCGCCUCAGCCACAUUUUCAUCGCCCAGUUCCAUCGUUAAUAUUCUACAACGAGGGCAAUCGAAUGCCUCCAAGUACGGGAGCAUGGAGACUAACAGCGAGACUGAGAAAAGAGUUCUGAUGGCGUCAGAGGAAGGUUUUGAAACGGUUCAUCGACUUCAAGAAAGAAAUACGCUGAAACAGGAGAGACAUGGAAGUUCAACAGAAGAGAUGCCUAUCGUUGCACGAGAGGAACAGCGUUCGGUGGGCUCAGUCUCUUCCGCCGUGUAUCUGCAGUACUUCCUCAAUGGCGGAUCUUGGGCCUGGAUCACGCUUCUCAUUUUCUCCAACCUCAUUACUCAAGUUGCUUAUACGGGAUCAGAUUUUUGGCUUUCAUUAUGGACUAAUGAGCUGCAUGGACAAACAUACCAAGGCGCAAUGAACGGCCACAACAUCACUAACCAGACCACGAAAAGGUUGGAAAUUGACGUGUCGUUCACGUCGUUCACUUUUGCGCAAGUCUACGGCGCAUUGGUAUGUAUCGUACUAAUUCUGUCUCUGGGACGGACGAUGUUAUUCUUCAUGAUGUGCUGUGUGUCGUCACGACGCCUGCACGACAACAUGUUUCAAGCGGUUAUGCGCGCGCCCAUGAGAUUCUUCAAUACCCAGCCUAUUGGUCAUGUGCUAAAUUGCUUCACAAAAGAUAUGGGACAAAUUGAUGAACUAAUGCCGACGUGCUUAUGGGACUUUUUGGCAAUAUCGUUGAACACAGUGGGAAUCAUUGCACUGAUCGGGUUCGUCUUCCCCUACAUGUUCAUCCCAACCGCCGUAUUCGUCGUCGUGCUUAUUUUGUUGCGACGUCUCUACUUGCACACCGCUCGAGACAUCAGGAGGCUUGAAGCAAUCACGCGCAGUCCGGUAUUCUCCCACCUCAGCACAUCUCUAAACGGUUUGACCACCAUUAGGGCCUUCCGUACCCAGCGCUCCUUCGUCAAGGGCUUCGAUCAUCUUCAGGAUUUCCACACGUCGUCGUUUUCAAUUCUUACAGCGACGACGCAAUGGUACGGAUUUUCACUUGAUGGCCUUUCAGCUUUUUUCGUCGCUUGCGUCAUCAUCACAUGUAUCGCUGAUCAAGGCCACCGCAGUGGUGAUGUUGGACUGGCCAUCUUCUGCGCACUGAUGCUCACCAACACUCUUCAGUGGGGCGUUCGACAGUCGGCCGAAGUAGAGAACCAAAUGAUUUCUGUGGAGCGGGUGCUGAAUCUCAGCGCAUUACAGCCAGAGGCCCCACUGAUCUCGGACGUAGGCGAGUCACGCAGUAGAGCAGAAGUUUUCCAAAGAGCAGACGCCAACAUAAAGCCUGGUUGGCCAACCACUGGACAAAUUGACUUCAGGAACGUGAGCCUUCGUUAUGAGGAAAACCAGCCCCUGGUUCUGAAGAAUAUCUCAUUUACCAUCACAUCAGGUGAAAAAAUCGGCAUCGUGGGCCGUACAGGGGCAGGUAAGUCGUCACUCAUCUCUUGCUUGUUGCGCUUGACGGAACCCACCGGACAGAUCAGCAUCGAUGGCGUGGACAUCGGCAAGCUCGGACUGCACACUCUCCGCAAGAACAUUUCCAUCAUCCCUCAGGACCCUGUACUAUUCAAUGGCUCUCUUCGUAUGAACUUAGACCCCUUCAACGAGUACUCAGAUGAGCAACUAUGGAAUGCACUUAACGAGGUACAAAUGAAGGAGGCGGUACAGGCGAGUCCCGAUGGUCUGGAUCAGACUGUGGAGGAGGGCGGCAGCAACCUGAGUGUGGGGCAGCGGCAGCUCGUGUGUCUGGCUCGCGCCAUCCUCUCGCACAACCGCAUCCUGCUCAUCGAUGAGGCAACCGCCAACGUCGACUCAAAGGCAGAUGAGCUGAUUCAGAAGACCAUUCGGGAGAAGUUCCAGCGAUGCACGGUGCUGACUGUGGCCCAUAGACUCCAAACUAUCAUGGACAGCACAAGAGUGAUGGUGAUGAGUGAUGGAAAAAUCCAAGAGCUGGAUGCCCCUUACACGCUGCUGCUGGACCGCGACUCGCUCUUCUCGCACCUCGUACGCCAGGCCGACGACGCGACCGCGGAGUGCUUGCCCAAAACUGCAAGGGAGGCUUACAAGAAGUGA